Letharia columbiana is the source of this 1233-nucleotide messenger RNA. RefSeq lists its product as uncharacterized. Lineage: Eukaryota; Fungi; Ascomycota; Lecanoromycetes; Lecanorales; Parmeliaceae. The coding region runs from base 1 to 1233 and encodes 410 amino acids. The transcript has 5 exons. Gene Ontology annotation, molecular function: oxidoreductase activity. The record is from RefSeq and is a predicted model, not a curated record.
AUGGCUACAGUCGGCUAUCUAACGCAUGCGAAUAGAGUGCCAACAGAGGCACCCGGCGCACUUUCAUACUACCCAACUACUGGUGAUGCCCUUCGAUUCUGGUCUCUGCGCGAAGACAAGAAUGUCCAUUCAGAUGUUCCCCAAGGCUUCCCUGCACAUAUUGACGCUCGAAUGGCGUGGCAGGGAUCGGACAUGGAGAUGCAAUCGGAUGCGUGGGUAGUACUCCUUUCAGAGGCCGACGUGUUCGCACUCGAGGGUGCUAUGCGUGACUUUCGUAAUCAAGCUUUGCAUUUAUCCCAGAUUGACCAGAUCAGCUUUCGCUUGCCAGACCAGCUUGCCAAGCGGCUGGAUGACAUCUCGGAGGAGUGUUACAACGGGCGCGGCUUUUGUGUGAUUCGGGGCUUAGAGCCAGCGAAAUACACCGACGAAGAGAACGUCAUUCUCUAUGCCGGUAUCUCUGCCUACAUCGCCCCGGAACGCGGCUUUCUAGACCGAGCUCGGCAACACGUCCUAUGCCAUGUCUUACCCGCUGCUUUCAGUGCAGAGCAAGACAGGAAAAUCACACCUGGAUUCACCAACGAUGCAAUGAGCUUUCACACAGACGACGGCGAUAUUCUCGCGCUAUACGCAAUGAAUACCGAUCAAAGUGGUGGAAGGACACAGAUUGCCAGUGGGUGGAAGGUGUACAAUGAGCUUGCCUCGUCGCGUGCGGAUGUCCUUCAUACUCUGACGCAAGAUUGGGUUCUUGAUACUUAUCAAGACUACAGCCAAUGGCCCCCAAUCAAGACACCAUUGCUCUUCACUGAUGGGGAAAAAGUCAUGUUCAACUUCUCGAGGUACCCGCUCUGUGGAUUCAGAGGAAACAAGCGGAAUCAGAGCCUCCCUGCACCCACCGAAUCGCAGCUGGAGGCUUUGGACGCCGUCCAUUUCUUCGCGGAGAAAAACUCAAUGUCGUUGCCAACCAAGACGGGAGAUAUUUUGUACCUCAACAACAUGAGCAUGCUCCAUGCGCGAGAGCCUUUCGAAGACCAAGGUACACAAGGGAUGGGGUCUCGAAGACACAUGCUGAAAAUGCAACUUCGUGACCCCAAAAGGACGUGGAGACUUCCCAACAACCUUGUGGAGUCGUGGAAAUUUCUUUUCGCACCAAACCGAGAGGAUGGUGGCAAAGAUGAGAGGUUCAUGAUUACGCCAGAAGAAGGCCACGAGCGUGGCUGGUCAAGCAAUGGUUGA